This is a messenger RNA of Xenia sp. Carnegie-2017, 1057 nucleotides long. RefSeq names its product polycomb group RING finger protein 5-B-like. Gene Ontology annotation, molecular function: metal ion binding. The transcript is spliced from 8 exons. Lineage: Eukaryota; Metazoa; Cnidaria; Anthozoa; Malacalcyonacea; Xeniidae. Gene Ontology annotation, cellular component: PRC1 complex. The coding region runs from base 74 to 889 and encodes 271 amino acids. Gene Ontology annotation, biological process: regulation of transcription by RNA polymerase II. The record is from RefSeq and is a predicted model, not a curated record.
GCCAUUAUUGUGCGACACAGACAGUUUCAGCAUACGCAUUUAUGUGUAACACAUGCUCAGAGGCGAAUAGACAAUGGAUCUUUUGCAGUCAAACAAGACGAUCAAACUGAAACCACGCGAUUUCAACGACUUGUUGACAUGUUACUUGUGUAAAGGUUAUUGGAUCAAACCGACUACAGUUGCUGAAUGCCUACACACGUUUUGUCGAAGUUGCAUUGUGCAGUAUCUGGAUGACACGGAGGAGAUUGUGUGCCCGCGAUGCUUCACGGUCAUUCACGAAACCAACCCAACAGAAAUGCUGAGACAUGACCAAACAUUGGAAGAUAUCAUAUUUAAACUCGUUCCUCAUCUACAAGAGAAUGAAAAACAACGCGAGUAUGAAUUCAAUCGUGCUCAAAAAAGAAAGAAAAAUAUCGAAACCGCAGUGGACAGUCAACCAUUUUGUAAACGACAAAAAGAAGAAAGAAAAACAGAACAAUUCAAUGAUCAUCGCAACGAUCCUCAAAUCGCAUUUUGUCUGGAUUGCAUCGAGUAUGUCCUCAUUAUUGAAAUAUUGCUUCAGUUCAUCAAGCUACUCCGUCAUGGAUCUGUUGCACCAGUUGCUAAUCGUGGCUUUCUUUUUAGUAGCGAUGAGGUUUCCUGCAAGUAUUUUCAACCGUUGGCGAAGAAAUUCAUCAAAACAUCAAUUAGAUUGACCAUCGGACACCUAAAGAAAUAUCUUCGUUUGAAAUUGAAUCUUCCCAAUAAGAAAGAGGUUGAUAUCUUAUGUAACGGCGAGAUUAUGGGAAAGGAUCACACGCUUGAGUUCAUUUACAUGACGAGAUGGCGAUUAAAGAGUGAGCAUCUCCUGACACUGCAUUAUCGACCUCAAGAAGUCAUUCUCACGUAAAGUUCAAACUUCAACGAAUUUCUACGAUUUGAAAAUGGACAGAUGGAACUGGAUAGAAUAGGUUUUUUUUUAUUAUAUUAAUAAGAUUAUAUUAAUAAGAUAUGUAAUGUGUAAAUAUUGUGUUCCAGUGCAUUUAAUUGUUGAAUAUACAACGACGUCAAUGUUUUA